This is a messenger RNA of Phytophthora sojae, 4620 nucleotides long. RefSeq lists its product as hypothetical. NCBI's taxonomy places the organism in Eukaryota, Oomycota, Peronosporomycetes, Peronosporales, Peronosporaceae. The record is from RefSeq and is a predicted model, not a curated record. The transcript has a single exon. The coding region runs from base 2564 to 3646 and encodes 360 amino acids.
CGGCCAAGCACCAAGUGAAGCCCAAGAGGGAGGUCGUGUCCGUGUCGGACUACGUGACCAUCACGUCCAUGGGGCUGCUGAUGGGCAACUUCACGGGCUGGGCAGCCACGUCCGUCGUCGUGUUCUGCAAGGCGGUGGUGCUCGGAAGUUAGUACUGCCGAGCUGAAAUGUGGUCCUGUGUGAGGUGCGUGCUGCGCACAGACAAGUAUAAAGGAUGAAGACUGUUUGUUGCUGUUUGGAAAGAUGAGGAAGGAGAGCGAGAAAUGGAAGAAAAAGUGAUUCUGCCCGGUAUUAAGCUCACAUGCGGUACUAACAGCAGUUCGGCUCGAAGGUUAUGCCGCGAGCGUUCGUAUACAGCAAACGCUUGGUCGGGAGCUGCUGGUUGCACCAGUUUGACGAGUCUAUUGAGCGGGCAAGCUCAGUUGGGUGCGGCGCUGCAGCGAUGAUAUACGCCUCGCAGUAUUCUCGCAGGGACCACUUGGCUGGCACCGUGGCAGAUGUGAGCUGAAUGGGAGUAGGAGCUGGUGGGGCGAUUCUCACCGACUGGGGCUUGACAAGCUCGCUGCUUGCACCUGUCGGUGCUUUUGGCGGAGCAUCAAAGCGCCAGUGGGUGCGUGGGUGGAUCGUCAUCGCGUGCACAGGCGUCCCCACAGCAGCCGCGAUAGCCUCCAUCCACCUUUGACGCUCGAGAGCGCUGGGAAGGCGCAGAUGCAGCCGCUUGCCUCUCGUCCCGUACAGCAUUUUGAUCGAGUUCUGGGCUGAACUGUGCCCUGAGCAAUCCACGAAUGCGACGGUAGUAUCCAGCUCGAUUGUCAGCCGGCGACCGAGCGCGCGAGGACGCUGCUGCACGAUCAAAGAUGCCGAGCUUGUAUUUCCGCUUGUGAUGACAAUGUGAACAUUCGCGAUAAGCCUGAUCGAGCAGCAGACACACCGCGCAAUUAAGCUACUCUGUUGAAUUCGUACAGCGCGGUGCCUGCUUGUAGUACAAGUUGUACGUACCAGAUGAAGCCAAAGCAGCGCGUACGGACGCAGGCGAGAGGGUCAGGCAUCACUUCGAGCCAGGAUUUACAAGUGCUGCGCUAAGAGCAAAGCCAAGCUUGCACGAGUUCAAAGCCAUCAAUCCAUCGCAAAGCGUAGCCAGUGGCUUGAUAGCCCUCCGCCUCUGCAUUGCCUUCACCUACACACGCCUUGAAGCGCUGGCUGCUGUAUUGUCAUCGUGUAUUGCGUAGUAUAUGCACGCAUUCCGCUCGCUUCUCGGUACAUGCAGGGAACGAGGGCAACCUGCACACAAGUGCGUCAAUGCGUCAAUCACGUGUGUGAACAGCUGGCCAACUUCACGCAUAAUCGAGUUGUCCAGCAUAAGCAGUAGUCCUGGACCGGCUUUCAAAACUUCAGUUUACCCUUGAAACCUCUCCCUUGAAACCUCUUCAAGGGUAUCCCCUGCUUGCAAGUGCUGUACUUCGAGGUAUGUAUGCGUGUGCGGCGAGUUGGGCGCUGGUCGACUGAAUGCCGCGCACUUGUAGCAGUGGACAGAUAUUGUGUGGCAUUUUUGCCUGGAGCGGAGGAUUCGACGUAUAAUAAAUAGUAAGUUACAUUUACCCCAGCCAUGCGCAGUACAAUGUACUUGCACAUCGCACUUUUUUCCUGGUUCAGCACCGGAUGCGGAUGUAUCCGCCAGGCUUUCUAGGUGAAACUCAACCGCACUUUUGACCCUGCACUCGAGCAAGCCUGACUGUUUGAGACCUAGCGCUGCGCUGCAGUCAAAUUGAUGCCACGAAGGUCAACCGAGGAGUGCCAGACAACGCAAGUGACGUCUGCAUUGCCAUUGUUUGCAAUGCCCCUGCAGGCAUUUGCAACUUGCAAUUGCAAGGCCAGCUGACGCGCGACUACUUCAAGCAUAAAUAGUAGCCCAAGGUGUAAAACGGGUCUGGUUAACCAGAUCGACGAAUGAGUGGCAACCGACGUCGUGCUUACAGUUUGUAGUUGCGGGCGUGUAGCACGUUGAAUCAUGCAAAAGUGGGCCCAGCACCUCAGCCUGGAAACUAGAAAAUUAAUGCAAACUGCGGCAUAUCAAUCACACUACCCACGCAGCCUUACAGUACCAUAUCCGGAUAGCCCACGUCUCGGGUAUCGUUGUUGCUGCUGUGCCAUUUACCAGGCGGUAUCGCCGGUCAAGCAACACGAUUGACCAUCAUCAAACUGUGGACAAGCCGGACUUUCUUCUCGUCAGCGAGCGCGAGAGCAGCACUGGGGCCCUCCGCGCCAUGCGUAGAGCCUGUCGCAGGAUAGUACUUGCCUGUCCUUCUAACCACAGCAGAACCGCCGGCACGAUCGCAGCAUCUGGCUUGUCUUGCACAUACGGCCUGAGUGAAUUCACUGUCGAGGUCAACUAGUCCAAUCAUCAGGGCACAGCCGCGCCUUUCAGGCUGCGGGCCAUGAUCUCUCAUCGUCCUCGCUCGCACUCACUUCCAUUUUGGAGCUCCAGAGCCAAAGCGCCCAUCAAUCCUUUAUCACCCUCACCUACACGGCCAACGUCAUGAAGAUCUGCGCUUUUAUCGUGGGAAUGGCUGCGAGCGUGGCCUCGCUCAGCUCGGCUUCGCUAGUCGUGGACACGGCCCCCGACGAGCUCCGCGCAUACGUGCUGCCCAAGAACCACGGUGAAGCUGUCAAGAUCGGCGACCAAAUCUACCGGUUUUCCGUCACGGGUCCGUCCUCGGGUGGCGCGUUCACGCUGCUGCAAACCAGCGCGCCCGAGUCCACGAGCCUGGGCGUGCUCCCGCACAUCCACAAGACCCAUUACGAGAACUUCUACUGCACGCGCGGCCGCUUCCAGCUCUGGGCCGAGUCGUACGACUCCACGUCGUCCGAGCAGCAGACGCGCGUGCUCACCCAGGGCGACUACGGCGCCGUUCCCCACAAUACGUACCACACGUUCCAAGUGCUGGAUCCCGACACGCAGAUGACCGGUGUCAUCCAGCCGGGCGGCUUCGAGGUACUCUUCGUGGCGCUGCGCGACUCGUACUACAACUCCAGCAUGUACGCCAACUUCGAGCCUUCGCACGCCAACGCGUCGGCGGGUACCAAUGCCGACACCAUCUCGGCGCUCGAGACGUACGACGUGUACGCGCAGCUAACGUGGGAGACCCGCCGCGACGCAGUGAACGGAACCGCGGGCAGUGGCAACUGGCACAACGGCUCCAAUGAGCUCGCGGACGACGGCCACACCCCGUUCUUCGUCGCCAAAAACUACGCGCAGAAGUACCUCAACUUUGAGAACGGCUACAAGCUGCUGGCGCCCGUGCAGAAGGGGCCGCAGAGCGGAGGCAACUUCACCAUGGGCACCCUCACCAUGUCGGUGAAGGCCAGCAACGAGACGGUGAACACCAUCACGCCCAAGCAGCCGCUGGCCUUCCAGCUCGAGGAGGGCCAGCUCUCCGUCGAGGUGGACGGCGAGUCAGCGGCGCUGAUCCAGGGCGACGUGCUGUUCGUGCCGGCCAACACGACGUUCAGCUACUACGCAACGGUGCCCGUGACCAAGUUCCUGUACGUGAGCGGCGGUGCGGAUGGCUUCGACCAGGACCUGCUGCAGAACAGCGUCGAGUGGGAGUACGCAGCCUACCCCACGUACGCGGGCUACACGGCGUAAAUGUGGCGACGCGAUAGACUGAGCGAGCAUUCACGGUAGGAAUAUCAACGUCAAUAAACUUGCUGUCGAUAAAACGAUUGAGCUGGGCGUGCACCUCGUAUAGCAACCUUGCUGAUUAGCAACUGAAAUCGUGGGUCGCGGCGGCCACAAGUACAUGUACAGGGGAUUGGUAGAAUCGCCAGGAAUAUCGCGGCACAUUCGUCACAACCCGAGCUUUGAUGGCAUGGGCCAACUUCAACGUCCGUCUGCCAUCAACUUGCCUUGAUAUUACAAUUGUCGGUGCGAGACGGCCGCGCCCCCUUCCUCAUUUCAAGCCUGCAGCGCCAGUAUGGUAUGCAAGAACGCACUCGUUCGCGCCGACCAACUGGUCCCCCGUCGCCGAGGCAGAGAGGAAGGAGAGGCCUGGGAUGCCAUUCAGCUGGUCGUAAAUAGUGUCCGGCGAUCUGCCAGGAGUCGGUUCACCUUAUCGUCUGAUCGUAUUCCGCUCGUUUGAUUGGUAGAAAGUAGUUUCAUCCAAUCGACGGGUCUCUAUUCUCUCUAUUUCAGCCAAUCCCACGCCGUGGCCGCUUUCGUGUCCAACACGACACGUCACAUCCGAAAUUACCCCAAGGGUCUCACUCAGUCGCCAAUCGCUCAGAGGAUGGAGCUGCCCAAGGUGUCCAAGGUGUCUGCUUCGGCCGCCGACAGCGGCGCGGCGCUGCGCAAGCUGCUGGUGCAGGGCGUCUUCCUCUUCACGGGCGUCUUCUCCACGUGCGUGGCGCAGUUCGUGUUCUACCAGGGCGCGGGCGACCAGAAGGCCAUGCUGCUGCCGCUCUGCAACUAUCUCGGCAUGAUGCUCGUGGGCCUCCUGCCUGCUAUGGGCGCCGCCACCACAGCAGCAGCGAAGAAGGCGGCGGAGAAGGAGGAGGAGGAAGAGAUCCAGCAGCAGGAUGGGCUUGUGGCCCUCGAGAAGCCGCAGGAGGUCGCUCAGGUCA